This is a messenger RNA of Pelobates fuscus (common spadefoot toad), 1488 nucleotides long. RefSeq names its product E3 ubiquitin-protein ligase RNF213-like. Gene Ontology annotation, molecular function: ubiquitin-protein transferase activity; ATP hydrolysis activity. Gene Ontology annotation, biological process: negative regulation of non-canonical Wnt signaling pathway; ubiquitin-dependent protein catabolic process; sprouting angiogenesis. The record is from RefSeq and is a predicted model, not a curated record. The transcript is spliced from 7 exons. The coding region runs from base 1 to 1488 and encodes 495 amino acids. Gene Ontology annotation, cellular component: membrane; cytosol; nucleolus. Lineage: Eukaryota; Metazoa; Chordata; Amphibia; Anura; Pelobatidae.
AUGGUGGUAGGGAAGAGUGCACAAGCACUAAUUGAUUCAGGGAGUGAGGCUACUUUGAAAAGUGUUCUGCUCCAGCCAGAGCCAUGUGAUACAGGACAAAUGAUUGAUAUUGUGUGUACACAUGGUGACACCCGCACAUACCCCAAAGUAGAGUUUGUCACAGAAGUUGUAAAUGUUAAAUGCCCUAUAGUACAUGUAGCUCAAAUGCAAGAGCGAAUAAGUAAGGCCAGGGUGUCUGAUCCAGAACAUUAUGUUACCGUAUAUUUUCAUAUCAUUGUUUCUAAAAACUUCAACAUUGAUCCUGGGAACGAUAAAGUUUUGGUGAGAGCUGGAGGGAUGAAAGAAUUCGAGGACUGGAGAGGUGCAGUCUGUGAAAUGCGCUGGCAAAGGGACAUUGAUGAUCUUGGGAGUCUGAUGGAAGGCCACGUUAGAAUUCAUAAAGAAAACCUGGAUACAUACAUACCAUAUAAAUAUUUAGUGAUUCGUUCAAACGGUGAUGUGGAGUAUGAGUACAUAUAUGUUCGAAGCUCAGAAAAUGUAAAUCGUUGUCUCUUCAUUCGUUCGGCAUAUGUUAGUGAAAGAGAGUGGCAUCAAUACGAUGACGUUUGCAUGAAAGAAACCAAAAACAUGGCAACUAAGUUAAUACAAUGGUGGACAGACAAAUUUUCAUAUUUAUUUCAAGCAAAACAAAUGGCAGGAAAUGUCAUGCUUGAUAAGAUCUUCAAGGCUCUUUCAAUGUGUGAUGCCAACAGUCUUUCAAGGUUUUUUAAUCAGCUAUUACAGUUUUAUAUUGUGCAUGCAGAGCCCAGGGUGUUUGCAGAAAAACCCAAAAUAUGGAAAUCUCAUGGAUUUGAAAAACACCAGGUAAAAGAACUGAUUUUGAGAAAAUGUAACAUAAUCUGUGAGUCCCUUGUCAACACAGAUUCACAGCUGGAAAAUCACAUUAUAGACAACAGGCUUGUGGCAGGGCUUGUGUUCCUCCAAGUACUGCAAUCUUACAAUAUACCAACAACCAAAGAAAUCUGUGAAACUAUCUGCUUUGUCCUGUGUUUAGAGGAAAAAAUCAAGGGGUCUCUACACAAAGAGCUUGAAAACAUAAAGAAAAUUUUCUCUGUAAUCCCACGACUUUAUAAUACCUUGUUGGACUUCUGCCAGAUCUGCAUUGAUAAAGGAGUCCACCACUGGAUUUGGGUUCUGCCAUUGCUGCACACAUUUUCUCCAUCUAAACAGAAUGAUACUCACACAAAGUUCAUCCAAGAAGAUGCCUGGGCAGGGCUGGAAGGACUUGAAUACGGCAAAAUAUUUACACAUAACAAAAGUUUCUUUGCUCAAGUGAGCGUACAGAAGCGUAAUCAUUCCCUUGGGGGUGAUCCCGUUGGAGCAAAGCCUCUCAUAAAAGGUCAACUGACCCAAAGCAGCUUUUUUAAUGUGAGGUUUGCUAGCGAAGUCACGAAUCUGGACAUAGCGGAAAAAGUCUGUAGGGGUUAA